Messenger RNA from Drosophila grimshawi, 309 nucleotides. RefSeq lists its product as uncharacterized. NCBI's taxonomy places the organism in Eukaryota, Metazoa, Arthropoda, Insecta, Diptera, Drosophilidae. The record is from RefSeq and is a predicted model, not a curated record. The coding region runs from base 1 to 309 and encodes 102 amino acids. The transcript has a single exon.
AUGUCGCUGACCUGUGAGCAUUGCUCACGGAUAGCCAUCUACAGGAUAUCGUACAAGUUGUGGGUGCCAGAUGUGAAGAGCCUGAUGCCACGUGCCGCACAAAAGGCCAACGAGUUGAAUGUUAGCGGCUACAUGUCAAUUAUGCAAUGUGGCAACGCGGUCAGUGGAGAGUUUGAGGGCACCCUGGAGAAGCUCAACCUGAUGAUGGCCUGGCUGGAGCAGGAAAUACCCGAGGAUUGCGAUGUGCCACAGUUUGGAGCGGAGCAGCUGCAACUGAAGCCGGGCUACGAUGAAUUCUUCUGCUGUUGA